AUGAGAAACGGUAAAACAUUAUUUGAUUUCGAAGAAUUAGCUAAGAAAUCAAUGAUGCCACAUCGUUUUUAUUAUUAUGACUACAAAGCUGGUCAAGGACAUACAUAUCAAGCAUGUAGACAUUAUUUUGAUAAACAAUUAAGAAUUAUGCCAAGAGUUUUGAUGGAUGUUAGUGAAAUUUCAUUAAAAACAAGUAUACUUGGAUCGAUAUAUGAAUCACCAAUCCUAAUUGCUGCAUCCGCUUGUCAUUGUCUUGCUCAUGUUGAUGGUGAAGUUGCCACAGUUCGUGCUGCAACUGAAACUCAAUGUAUUUUUACUUACAAUUGGACGUUUUCAAAUGUGCCAGAAGAAAAAGUUCUACAAACACUCGGUCCAAAAUUUUUACAUAUUUAUUUAACAACACCUAUAGAAAUCUUAGAACAAAUAGUUCCACAAGCUGAUAAAGAAGGAUAUCGAGCAAUUGUCAUUACAUGUGAUCAACCACAUGAACGUAUUCGAGAUUUUGUAUUACCAUUAUUUGAAGAAGCAUAA
Messenger RNA from Rotaria sordida, 531 nucleotides. NCBI's taxonomy places the organism in Eukaryota, Metazoa, Rotifera, Eurotatoria, Philodinida, Philodinidae. The record is from the annotation of a GenBank genome assembly.